Messenger RNA from Monodelphis domestica (gray short-tailed opossum), 2310 nucleotides. RefSeq names its product ubiquitin specific peptidase 33 (gene USP33). Gene Ontology annotation, molecular function: cysteine-type deubiquitinase activity. The record is from RefSeq and is a predicted model, not a curated record. NCBI's taxonomy places the organism in Eukaryota, Metazoa, Chordata, Mammalia, Didelphimorphia, Didelphidae. Gene Ontology annotation, biological process: protein deubiquitination.
AUGGCUGGGCCUCCUGCGACACAGGAGGGGGAGGGGGAGUUCGGAGGCUCCUCCCCCGAGAAAUGGACAGGAAGGCGGCACCCGGUCGGGGCGCCGGGUGGGCAGUGUGGGUCCCGGGCCGGCUGGCUGGGGGUCACCCGCGGGGGUGGCCCGGGGCCUCUGGGCUCCUCUAGAGAGAGCUCGAAGGAGAGAAGCCGGGAGGGACCAAGCCGGGAGAGUCCGCCGUCUGGGAUGCACCCCCCCACCCCCAUCCCUGUUGGGGGGACUCAGCACUGGGGCUCCCACCCCCUCCCGGUGACUCCUUGUGUGGCCCCCAUUGGGAAACCAGCCUGCAGCGAGCGGGGGGCCCUCUGGGAAGGCUCAGCUCAGCACUUGGCCCUGCUGUGCCCGCCCCCACUACCUGCUGCAGCCUUGAAUGCCAGGUCCAGUGGCUCCCCGAGGCCCGGCUCACCCCGCGUCCCUCCCGCGCAGAUCCUGUGCAUCCACCUCAAGAGGUUCCGGCACGAGCUCAUGUUCUCCACCAAGAUCAGCGCGCACGUGUCCUUCCCCCUGGAGGGCCUCGACCUGCAGCCCUUCCUGGCCAAGGACAGCCCGACGCAGAUCGUGACCUACGACCUCCUGUCGGUCAUCUGCCACCACGGCACGGCCAGCAGUGGACACUACAAAAUCGCUUACUGCCAGAACAAUCUCAACAACCUGUGGUACGAGUUCGAUGACCAGAGCGUGACCGAGGUCUCAGAGGCCACCGUCCAGAACGCCGAGGCCUACGUGCUCUUCUACAGGAAGAGCAGCGAGGACGCCCGGAAGGAGCGGCGGCGGGUGUCCAGCCUGCUGAACAUGAUGGAGCCGAGCCUCCUCCAGUUCUACGUCUCCCGGCAGUGGCUGAACAAGUUCAAGACGUUCGCAGAGCCGGGCCCCAUCUCCAAUCAGGACUUCCUCUGCCUUCACGGAGGGGUCCCCCCACGCAAGGCCAGCUACAUCGAGGACCUCGUCGUGAUGCUGCCUCAGAACAUCUGGGACAACCUCUACAGCAGGUACGGGGGAGGACCGGCCGUCAACCACCUGUACGUCUGCCAGACGUGCCAGAUGGAAGCCGAGAAGGUCGAGAAAAGAAGGAAGGCGGAGCUGGAGAUGUUCAUUCGGCUGAAUCGCGCCUUCCAGGAAGAGGAGUCUCCGGCGGCGUUUUUCUGCAUCAGCAUGCAGUGGUUCCGAGACUGGGAGGGCUUCAUGAAGGGCAAAGACGGAGAUCCCCCCGGCCCCAUCGAUAACACUAAGAUCGCCAUCAACAAGGGCGGGAACGUCCUCCUCAAACAAGGGGCAGACUCGGGGCAGAUUUCUGAAGAAACCUGGCAUUUCCUCCAGUCCAUCUAUGGUGGAGGGCCAGAGGUGAUUUUGCGACCCCCUGUGGCCCCCAUGGAUCCUGACACCCUGCAGACAGAGGAGAAGAUUGAAGUCGAGACUCGGGCCCUCUAACCAAUCACGUCUAAGGAACAUCGUUUCCACUUGCACAAAUUGAACAAAAUCAUUCCUGAAAGCAUGUGUAUUUUCCCGCUUUUCCCCUCCCCCGUCCCCCUCCCCCCGGGCAUUACAGUUGUGGACGAGCGCAUCGAGACUCAGCGUCGGCCGUAGGUUGAUGCGUUUCAUGAGAAAAUUUACUGUGAAACCUUCCAAUGUCGCAUUUUGAAAGGGACGAGCUCCGUGGCCGGAGAUUGUUCAAUCAGUGGACAGUAGGUCGUUGAUCCUUUUUUACUACAUGUAAACCGAUGAUAUCCUUUGUAGGCUUGUCAAAUAAAACUGCUUUGAAAACGUGGUCCAUCCCCUCAUCCCGUGAUUCUGACCACGCUCGGGGGACCUCGGCCAAGGCAGCCGUGUGAACGGACGGCUCGGAGCAGGCGGACUCCACGGGGCCUCCUUCCACGGCCAGAAGCUGGAAAUCGGGCGAUGGGGGAGGACUUCCUCCUCUUGCGCUACCCUCUGUAAUUACGAACACUUUCUUACCCGGAUGUGUCAGUUUGUCAGCAGCUGUCGUCAUCGCUGUGGCUUCACGUGUCCGCCCGUCGGUGCGGGCCCGGCAGAUGUCUGGAGAGCACCCGGUGCGUCCUGCGUUCCCGACGCUGCUCGAGCCCAAGGGCCCUUGGGAACGUUUGUAGUACAUGCGUGAACAUUCCUUCCGCGUCAUCCUGGUGGGGUGGCAAGAUGGCAAGGCCGCGCCGGAGGACUCCUUCGGGCGUGUUGGGGGAGGGACCAGUUGUGGCUGCCACCAGCUCAAGCAAUGUUCUGAACUAGCUCAAUAAAGUGAUUUUUAAAACA